Molecule: messenger RNA, 432 nt
Organism: Cylindrotheca closterium
Lineage: Eukaryota; Bacillariophyta; Bacillariophyceae; Bacillariales; Bacillariaceae
Source: the annotation of a GenBank genome assembly
AUGAUUGCUCGCUAUUCCAUUCUUCUUGUAUCUGCGCUCGCACUUUGCUUAUCAGAUGCAUUUUCCCCCGUGACCACCUCGCCCAGGCACAGAACAAAUGUCAUGGCUGUUGUGGACAUCGACGGAGAGACAGCUUUUGACAACACCAUCAGUAGUGCUGGAUCUUCCCUCGUUGUAGUUGAUUAUUCCACAACCUGGUGUGGCCCUUGUAAAGUUAUCGCUCCCAAGUUCGAUGAAUUGAGCGAAAAGUACGCGGAUGCUGUCUUUCUCAAGGUCAUCGGCGACGCUUCUCCUGACGCCUCAAAGCUAAUGAAACGCGAGGGAGUACGCUCUGUACCUUCAUUCCAUUAUUUCAAGAACGGUGAAAAGGUUGAUGUUGUCAAUGGUGCUAAUGCCGAAGCGAUUGAAGCUGCUAUCACAAAACAUGCCUAA